AUGAAACUGCAGAUCCCACUCUUCGUCCUCUUUGCAACUGUUGCACAAGCCCAGUGGAAGGGUUGUUCCAAUCCCUGGCCCAACAUAACCCCCGGCACACAAUAUACCCUCAAGGAUAAAUGUCGCAACUUAGCAGGUUAUCCAAAGAAAUUUCAAGAUAUAGAAGUCACCGUGACGUAUACACAGCAAUGGAGCCGUCUAGCCAGCAAGACCAAAACAGCUGUAAACCCAAUCCUCAAAGAAUCUAUCGAGAAAAGCAUGGAAGCCUCCCGCAAAUUUGCAAAGCUUCCAUCGAGAAUUGUAGUCAUUUUGACAACAGAAAGCACCGAAGACUUCACAGCAGAGACUUACUAUCCUAAUCUUAGGAAGCCGCCGUGUCAGAUCAAGUUGCUCAAGAGAUGGACCACCGAAGCAACAACUAAUAAACCUCGGGUACUACAGGCUCUUGCACACGAGAUAUAUCAUUGCAUACAGAGUCUCGGGAAAAUUGGGAACCAUCCUGAUCCGCAAUGGGUUCGUGAGGGCUCUGCAAACUAUUUCAGUAACCUCGUCUUUCCUGACUCCAAUGCCGAAUGGCCUGAUAAGAAGCAUAGCGGCGUCGCGUAUAAGCCGAAUCUGCUAAUCUAUGCACAUGUUAGUUUAGAAGCCUACGCGACCAGCAUUCUUUUUCAAGCGCAAGACGAAAUGAAUGAGGAUGAGUUGAACAAAUUUGUUCUGGCAACGCCUGGAGGAUCAAGCGGGGUCCAAGAACGAACUCGACUUUCACAUCUAUCAGGAUUUACGGACGAGCUUUUCAUUUUCGCAAAAGGUUUCGCACUACAGCAGAUCAAAAAUACCAACGGAGAUCUCAUUCCGAUCGAUAAAAUCAACCCCGUUUCUGCCUCAAUCAAGUUUGACAAAGCGGGCACUACCGGCACCGCAACGCUCACAAACACGCCGUUCACUAUUUCGGUCUUCAAAAUAGCUAUCGACCCCGGGAGGACAGCAAAGCUUUACUCAUCGGCGGACGAUAACCAGAAGCUUGCUUACCGAAAGUCAGACGCCAAAUCGUGGACCGACAUGGCCACCGAUUCCUCUUCUGGACGCACUAUUGAUCUUGCAUGCGAUGGGAAAAACACUAAACAGACAUACAUGGUUUUAUUCAUCUCAACGAAGGAUGUGAGGAGUGAUAAAGUUAAAAUCACGGUUGCGACGGCGGAGGAUACUGUCCGAAGGGAACGCAUUCUUCCAGGAUAG
Molecule: messenger RNA, 1236 nt
Organism: Fusarium musae
Lineage: Eukaryota; Fungi; Ascomycota; Sordariomycetes; Hypocreales; Nectriaceae
Exons: 2
Coding region: 1-1236 (411 amino acids)
Source: RefSeq, a predicted model, not a curated record